Messenger RNA from Closterium sp. Yama58-4, 1116 nucleotides. The record is from the annotation of a GenBank genome assembly. NCBI's taxonomy places the organism in Eukaryota, Viridiplantae, Streptophyta, Zygnematophyceae, Desmidiales, Closteriaceae.
AUGGCGGAUGACGCCAAGGGGCCAGAAGGCACGGAGGAAAAUCGCGACAAUGCGCGCGAAACAGAGGAGGUCCGAGCGCUCAAGUCGACGCUGCGUUUCCUCGUGUCGAACAGCGACGCGGGGUCCAUCAUUGGCAAGGGCGGCGUCGUGAUCUCCGAAUUCCAAACCCAAUCCGGCGCGAAAAUAGUGCUGUCGCGCGCGCGAGAAUACUUUCCCAACACCACGGACCGCAUCAUCCUCCUCAGCGGCAGCGUCAGCGCCAUUCUGACCGCUCUCCACCUCAUUCUAUCCAAACUCGCCGAUGAGCCGCGGCGCAACGAGCCGGGCGCGCGGGAGGGCGACGCGGAUCUGCGAAUCGUGGUGCCCAACAGAGUGUGCGGCGCCAUCAUUGGCAAAGGCGGCGCCACCAUCCGGUCGUUCGUGGAGGACUCGCAGGCGACCAUCAAGCUGUCGCCGCAGGACGCGGUGGCGCCGGGGUUCCAGGAGCGCGUGAUCACCAUAGGCGGCACGCUGGAGCAGAAGCUGCGCGCGGUGGCGCUGCUGCUCACCAAGAUGUCUGAAGACCCCACCUACGUGCAGUACGCUGACGUGCCCCUCUCCUACACCGGUGCGCCAGGCAGGGGUGGUUACAACGGCGGCCCAGGCGGUUACGGCGGUGGGGGUUACGGGGGCCAGGGCGCUUAUCCAGGUUACCCCAACCCUGGGGGGUACGGCGCAGCACCGUAUGGCGGGUUGAGGGGGCCGCCCCCGUAUGGCAUGCCGGGGGUGCCGCCCAACCGGGGCAAGGCGGCGCCACCGAUGCUACCGGGGGGGGUGGUACCAACGACCAUCAUAGUGGCGGUGCCGGACGACCACGUGGGUGCCGUGGUGGGCAAGCAAGGUCGCUCCAUCAACGAGAUCCAACAGAACACGGGGGUGCGCAUGGUGAUAUCAGGCAGAGGCGACUUUGUGGAGGGAACCAGAGACAGGAAGGUGACAAUAACGGGGUCAUCGGAGGGGGUGGUGGCGGCGCAGCACAUGAUCGCACAGAAGGUGCAGCAGAGCAUUGCAGCGAGCAGUGGGGACCAUCACGCCGCACACAGUGGGGUGGACGACGGCCCGCCGCCUGGGCUGUAG